AUGGCAUCUGGAUCUGGUUUUCGUCCGAACCUGCCUUACUUGCCUUGGGAGUUGAUCACCAGGAUCGUCUCUGACCCUCAGUUCUCGCGACAAGACUUGAAGAACUUUCGUCUGAUCUGCCCCUCCUUCGAGCAGCCCGUCUCUUCUAUCCUAUUUCAACGGGUGAAGCUGUCUCGCCUCGCUAAAGACCGAGAGGCAUUCGAAGCAAUUGCCGCAAGCCCACACCUUGCUAAGCAUGUGCGCCAGAUUGUCUGGCAAGAACUUAAUUUGGAAGCAUGGGAUGCUCCGGACAACGAUGAUGACUAUUGGAUUCCUGAACACACCGGCCCUGAACCAACUAAAGCACCAUCCGACGCCCCAUCCGUGGAUAGUGAAGCGAGUAGUAGUACUUGCAGCUUCGUCCAUCCAAACGUUUCCUUAGACAACGUUACGCGACUCAUGAACGCUGCGGCGAAAGAUCCAAACCUGUUCUGGAUUCCAAUCUCUCGCAACCCUCCUCAGCAGAUGGGAGCGGUUACUUAUCCCAACGUGUCGACAUUCCUGACUCGACUUUCCGUGGCAAUCAAGAAGAUGCCGAACCUCGAGGCAAUCCGCACAUGCCCCAUGCCACACGAUCGGGUAAUCCACUAUCGAGGAUAUCCAUUACGCGCAGACCUCUAUCGAUACAAGUCCGACUUAGAGUCUCGACAUGGACAGACUGGUGUCUUCAAUUUCUUGUUACCAAUUAUGGGUCAAGCUGGGAACAAGAUCACUUCUCUCCAUUGGGCAGAUGAGCCGACCAACGACAGCUUCCUUCUUAACCUCAGACCUGCCCACUCGCAGGCAUUCGAAAGAUUGACGUCUAUCGACUUGUGUAUCGCGGGUACUGGUAACACUUUAGGCUACUCGCCGCAGGGUCUCGUUUCAUGCCUAUCUGCAGCCAAGAACCUGAAGCACUUGUCGCUGUGCUUCGAGAGAACUGCCCUGCCGGAACCGAUGAUCAACGCGAUCUUCCAGUGUUACUGGCCCCAUCUGGAGUCGUUCGAGCUAAGCAACGCUAUGUUGAUUCAGCCGCCCACGUACCGUCCGUUCUUCAAGAAGCACGCUGGCAGCCUACGACACCUACGCCUGGUUAUGUGCGAUAUCCUGACUCGCCACUUAAUCGCAAUUCAACGCUCCGCGAAGCUCCAUCUUGAGACCGUCAAACUGGUCCGUUUCCACACCGACGAUGUGUUACGCUUCCCGGAGAAAGAAGUUGUGGAAAUCUUGAACAAGACGAACCGUUUCAAUCCUAUUCUCGGGUUUCUCUUUCCGGAGCCGCCGAGCCGAACCUACAUUGUGACAGAGAUAGCGAAGUACGAUCACCACGCAUGGUGUAUGGCUGGCGUGGGUUAUGGCCCUUUCGAUGUGCGUCACUACGAGCACCUAUACGACGAAGCUGCAAUGGACUCGGAUGAGGGUGAUGACUACGAUGAUACGGACACCAGCUCCGAUUCGAGCUCGGAUCCGGACGAUGAUUACGAUGCUAUGGACUACGAUGAGAGUGAUUAUGACUCGGACGAAGACGAGGAUGAUGAAGAAGAUGAGACUCUUGACGAUGACGAAGGUAGCGAUGGAGAAGACAGCGAUUCAUCUGGUGGAGAUUCCUACGUCGCCCUUCAACGAAGAUGGUAUUAGACAUGGUGGAGGCAACGUUCAUGGUGGUAAUUAGAGAUGAGUACAAACAGCAACAGUGUUUCCGAGUUAUAAUGACGCAGAGUGCUACAUCAUGCGUCAUGAACCAACCGGAAUUAAGAGUUUGUAAGGGCAAGGGUCAUAAUUACAUGGCGAGGACCGGGAGGGGGGAAGGUGUGCAGGAUCAUGUCUAAGGAGUGGAGAUAAACUACCA
Messenger RNA from Annulohypoxylon truncatum, 1867 nucleotides. RefSeq lists its product as uncharacterized. The transcript has a single exon. The coding region runs from base 1 to 1656 and encodes 551 amino acids. The record is from RefSeq and is a predicted model, not a curated record. Lineage: Eukaryota; Fungi; Ascomycota; Sordariomycetes; Xylariales; Hypoxylaceae.